Messenger RNA from Trichechus manatus latirostris (Florida manatee), 1017 nucleotides. Its product is annotated as testisin. Gene Ontology annotation, molecular function: serine-type endopeptidase activity. The record is from RefSeq and is a predicted model, not a curated record. The transcript is spliced from 6 exons. NCBI's taxonomy places the organism in Eukaryota, Metazoa, Chordata, Mammalia, Sirenia, Trichechidae. Gene Ontology annotation, biological process: proteolysis. The coding region runs from base 1 to 1017 and encodes 338 amino acids.
AUGGGCGCGCUGCUGCUGUGGCUGCUGUUGUCCCGGGCCGGGCUCGGGGGGCUGGGGGAGUUGGGGCGGGGCGUGAGGACCCAGGGGGACUUACCUGCUCAACUCCCCCCAGGGUCGCUGGAUGGGGACCUAGGGUCCCUGAAUCCAGGUGCCGCGAAGUGGAACGUGCUCACGACACCCUGCGGCCGCCGGAAGAUCCCCACGCGCGUGGUGGGAGGCCAGGACGCGGAGCUGGGGAGCUGGCCGUGGCAGGGCAGCCUGCGCCUGUGGGGCAGCCACGUGUGCGGAUGCAGCCUGCUCAGUCGCCGCUGGGUGCUCACGGCCGCACACUGCUUGGAACAGAGCAGUGACCCCUUUCCUUGGAGUGUCCAGUUUGGCGAGCUGUCUGCUGUGCCGUCCAUCUGGAACCUGCAGGCCUACGAGAACCGUUACAGUGUGGAGAGGAUCGUGAGGUACCCUAGGUUCAUGGGCUCGUCACCCUACGACAUCGCCCUGCUGAAGCUAUCCUCCUCUGUCACCUACAAGGAGUACGUCCAGCCCAUCUGUGUCGUGAACUCCACCGUGGAAUUCCAGAACCGGACUGACUGCUGGGUGACCGGCUGGGGGGACAUCAUGGAGAACAAGGAGCUGGAGCCUCCGUAUAACCUGCAGGAAGUACAGAUCUCCAUCAUAAACAACACCAUGUGUAACCACCUAUACCAACAGCCCGAUUUCCGCCAUAACAUCUUUGGAGACAUGGUUUGCGCUGGCGAGCCAGGAGGUGGCAAAGACUCCUGCUUUGGUGACUCGGGUGGACCCCUGGUCUGCGAAGUGGACAGCGUGUGGUAUCAGGUCGGAGUCGUGAGCUGGGGCGUGGGCUGCGGUCGCCCGAACCGGCCAGGUGUCUACACCAACGUCAGUGAGCAUUUCCACUGGAUCCAGAGGCUGAUAAGCUGUGGCCCAUUGAGGACAGACCCCUCCUCACUGCUGCUGCUGCUGGCUGUGCUCUGGGCGCCCCUGCUUCUGCAGCCGGUCUGA